AUGGAGCAGGUAGAAAUCCACAGCAAGUCGUAUCUCGUGCGAUGGAUCGGCGUUUCUCCCGCCUACACUAUCUCAUGGACCGUCCAACCGCACAAGAAGUCUAUUAACUUCGCGCUAUUCAAACACGCCGGUGCAAGCAGGUCUGGAACCGCCCUUCCCACCACCGGAACCGACGACGCUCCUCCAGCACCGCACACCGACGGACGCACGAAAUCGAAGACCCCGAACGACAACUCGACCGUCGUGGAGACCCUGCAAUCCAAGGGGUUGAAGCUGGUCCACUGGUUCGGAAAAUGCGAAGCGGACAAGGUCACCACCGGGAAAUAUGAUGUCCCCGACAACGAAGCGGGCAUGUACGGCCUGGUGUUCGACAACACCUUCUCUAAGGCGGUCUCCAAGACAGCCACCGUGGUGAUCAUGACGCAUCCGUCGCAUGCGCCUCCGAAGUCAGGCGGUCCUCAGUACGCGCACGCCGACGGGAGUUCGACCAGCCUACCGACCGCCAAGUCCAGUCCGGCGAUGCGUCCAGUCGCCGACUCCCAAGAAUCCCUCCCGCUGGACGGCACCACGCACCGAGUGACGUUCGCGACCGGCUCUCGACAAGGCUCGGAAAGCCACGGACCAGGACCACCGUUCUAUACCGGCAUCCUACAAAAAAAGCGACGCAAGAGGAACCAAGGGUUCGCGCGCCGGUAUUUCUCCCUCGACUUCACCACCUCCACCCUCUCCUACUACCACAACCGCAACUCCUCCGCGCUGCGCGGCACUAUCCCGCUCUCUCUCGCGGCGGUCAGCGUAGACGAGAAAUCGCGCUACAUCACGGUCGACUCGGGCGCGGAGGUGUGGCAUCUGCGGGCGAACAAUGCGAAAGACUUCCAGGGGUGGAAGGCGGCGUUGGAGAAGGCGGCGAACAUCGCCAGUAGCUCGGCGGCGAAGGAGAAGCAUGAGCCUGCCCAGCCGGCGCGCCCGGCGCGGGCGGUGGAUCCAGCGGAGGAACAGGAGUGGGAUCAGGUGCAAUCAUUGGUGGGGAAGGUCGCGGGGAUACGAGACGCGGUGCGAAGGUUGGCGCAGAAUACGGACCCCAAAUAUCUGCCGCGUUUGUCGACCGCGCAUGGGCCGGGAAUGAGCGACAUCAGUGAAACCACGAGUCCAUCGGAAUCGGAGAAUGGCGAUCCCUUCAGCAAGACAGCCGAUCACAAAGAGAAGAAAGCGUUCUGGAAGCGAAAGCCAAACGUGAAUGGCACGGCCAAUUCGCUAUUCAAGAGGAGUGUGUCGGCGCAGCUCGCGGUACCAUCCCCUGCAAGUGCCGCAAGCAAUGGACAAGUCCCGAAGCUUCAAUAUGUGAACAACGCGGAGAAAGACGCGGGCAUCCACGAUCAUUGCAUGGCCCUGCUCAAGGACCUCGAUGAAACCGUCGCCAAGUUCUCCGAGCUCCUGUCAGAAUCCAAGCAGCGACGACGGCCGCAGAGUAGGACCGCACUAUCGCGCCAGAGCACCGAUUCGAUGUCCUCCAGAGAGGAGUUCUUCGACGCGCCCGACGCCCAAACGCCACGGGUCGGCAUAAUGAAUAUCGACCGAGACAGCGAGGAGAGCGAUGAAAUCUCUCAUGUGUCGGACCGAGCCUCGGAAUCGAGCAGUGAAUUCGCUAGCCUCGCGACGUUUGAGCGGAAGAGCGGGGCGGGCGAACUAUCGAUUUACCCCGUCCGACCGAAGACGUUAGCCCCCCUUCCCCUCGACCCGGUUCCGAGAAGGACCAGCGUGCCGACGGCGAAGUUAAACCCCCCAAGCCUGAUCAGCUUCCUUCGGAAAAACGUCGGCCAGGAUCUGUCGACCAUUGCUAUGCCCGUUUCCGCGAACGAGCCGAUGUCGGGCCUCCAACGCGUUGCAGAGCAGCUGGAAUACACAGGGCUUAUCGACGCGGCGACGACGAAACCAAGUGAGACCGGUGAGAGGCUUCUUUAUAUCGCCGCAUUCGCCAUCUCGGCGUUCUCCAACUCCCGAGUGAAGGAGCGAGCGAUCCGCAAACCGUUCAACCCCAUGCUCGGCGAGACGUACGAGCUCGUCCGCGAAGACAAAGGCUACCGCUUCAUCGCCGAGAAGGUCACGCACCGGCCCGUCCGCAUGGCCUGUCAAGCCGAAAGCGCCACCUGGACCCUCACCCAGUCCCCAAUGCCGGUCCAGAAGUUCUGGGGCAAAUCCAUGGAACUCAACACGGACGGCCCCGUGCACCUCUUCCUUCACUCCGUCGACGAGCACUACAGCUGGACCCUCGCCACCUCCUUCCUCCGCAACAUCAUCGCCGGCGAGAAAUACAUCGAGCCCGUCAACACCAUGACCAUCUUCAAUGAGACCACCGGCGCCAAAGCCCUCGCCACCUUUAAAGCCGGCGGUCUCUUCUCCGGCCGCAGCGAGGACGUCUCCGUCACCGCCUUCAACGCCGCCGCCCAACGCCUCCCCCUCGGCCUCCACGGCAAAUGGACCUCUCACCUCCACCUCACCCACGACGGCGUCGACACCGGCCCCCCCAUCUGGACCGUUGGCCAGCUUGUCGACCACGCCCCGGCACGCUAUGGCUUCCCGACCUUCGCCGCCGCGCUGAACGAAAUCACGCCGGUCGAGCGAGGGGCCAUCCCCGUGACGGACUCGCGGCUGCGCCCGGAUCAGCGGGCGGCGGAGGAGGGGGAUUUGGAUCGCGCGGAGGCGUUAAAGGCGCGGUUGGAGGAGCGGCAGCGGGCGAGGCGGAGGGUGAUGGAGGAGCAUGGGGAGCGGUGGACGCCAAGAUGGUUCGUGCAGGUGGGGGGGGAGGGGGAUGAGGUGUGGAA
Molecule: messenger RNA, 2822 nt
Organism: Eremomyces bilateralis CBS 781.70
Lineage: Eukaryota; Fungi; Ascomycota; Dothideomycetes; Eremomycetales; Eremomycetaceae
Exons: 2
Biological process (GO): exocytosis; ER to Golgi ceramide transport; piecemeal microautophagy of the nucleus
Cellular component (GO): intracellular membrane-bounded organelle; plasma membrane; cytosol
Molecular function (GO): sterol binding
Source: RefSeq, a predicted model, not a curated record